CACGGAUGGAUCCAGGAGUGGGUAGAUUAUAUCUUAACGGCGAAGCCCAGAGGACCAUCUAAUCUGCGAGGGUUCAGACAAUGGUCCUCGAGUGCAUGCCUGUCGAUCCAGCCAUUCAUCCUUAACAAAGCGGCACGCAAAGUCGAGAAACAGCCACAUCGCCAAAUAAUUGGACCUCCUGGGACCAAAUUGAUUCCAUCGGCUGCGUUAAGUUCAGGACGAGUGGGUUCGCACAUGUAGACUUCAUAGUGCUCAUGAGCUCGACCGUGUGCGAGCGCUCAGACAUCCUGCUAGGAGGAACAAACAGCCCGAACCCCAGUAAAGUAUCACCUACUGGAGAACACAGAGUAUUGUGUACCAGAAAUCUAAGCGCAGAGGCAACAUUGAACCAGAGACGAUAUUCUUUAUUAUCGAACCGGGAUGCGCUCUACCCUCAAUCUGUCUGUGCUGUACUUGCAAAGAGUGCACCCAUACAAAUGAGGCCGAUUGAUGAACCCCCGGUAUCCGGGCCAGGGGAAUGGGAAGAAGCGUAUUUUCGGCCCCAGGAACCAGAGAGUCUGGCACCGAGACUAGACAUGACAGUGAACGCUGGCCCAGCGGCUAACACUAAAACUCCCACCCCGUUUUGCUCAGGACAACCUCAAGAGGGAAAGACUUCUCCAAUCAUCAGAAAACGGCCCCCUCUAUCUAAUAUAAUAUUACGAAGUCAUGUCAUAGACGCUGGAGUCCAUAACAAACUACUACCAACCCCCAGUGUAUCAGCGGCCAACUUGGCUACACCCAGCAGCAGCCUGCUCUUGCACAUAAUUACCCAUUUGUUCGGACGGUAAU
Cantharellus anzutake is the source of this 831-nucleotide messenger RNA. RefSeq lists its product as uncharacterized. Lineage: Eukaryota; Fungi; Basidiomycota; Agaricomycetes; Cantharellales; Hydnaceae. The record is from RefSeq and is a predicted model, not a curated record. Bases 255 to 830 code for a protein of 191 amino acids. The transcript has a single exon.